UGGUGUAAUUUUUCGCGAAAACCCCUCAUAUCUAUUUGAGGUUUGUCAUGUCACCUGGUGUGGAUCUCUUCAAACUAGCCCCGCGCGCGCAGCCAGCAAACGAUGCGCAUUCGUCGCGUGGAGUUCUUGCUGCGAUCAUAUCAACACUCGUGCAUCCUGAAGGAAUAACUCCGUAUAACCGACAAGCCGAAGAAGAUUCAUUCACGUGCAAAUAACCCGAGGAGGGCACUAAACAAAACUGUAUAUGGAUUGAUUCAUUAAGUUUUUCUUUGUUCUUUUAAUGAAUCGUUUCGCGUUUUUUCCAUGGGACGGGAUGGCACAAAUUUCCAAUUGAGCAAUAUUUUUGUAUUGCUAGUAGUAUUUAGUAUUUUUUGUAGUAGUUAUAUAGUAGUAUCUAACAUUUGUUAGGUGAUGUCAACAACUGUUUAUUUACAGUGUUCACAGCGAGGUAAAAACGUCUUUGUUAUAGCAGUUCCGUGUAUUUAUUCUCUUAGCAUUAGAUUUGUCCCUUGUUUUUAAGACAAAAAUGCAGAAACAGGUUUAGGGGUGCUUGAAUCCACGACCCUCUUAUUGCAUAAGGACAUCACCCGAAAUUAUAAGGGAAUGCUAAUUGGAGGUACCUGUGGUAAGAAGAAACCAUGAUCUACAUGACCUGAGGUCUGACGGACUCUAGAUUCACUAGAUGGGGUGUUCAACCAGUGACAACACCUCCAAAGCAUUUUUUCUUUCUUAGUGGACAUCCAUUUCUCAUGACGCUCAUUUGACCCACAAAAUGGCAGUAGUGAAUUUGAACUUGACAACCGUUAUUGACAGUGGUUUGAUAGAAAGUGACCAAUCAACACGAGUUCUCACCGGUUGCUUUCUUUCCAUCCUAAUUCUGUCCACCUUACUGGGGAACACAUUGGUUUGUGCAGCUGUCACAAAGUUCCGACACCUGCGCUCGAAAGUCACCAACUUUUUUGUCAUCUCGCUGGCGGUGUCAGACCUGCUAGUGGCCAUUCUGGUCAUGCCCUGGAAGGCUGUGACAGAGGUAGCUGGCUUCUGGCCCUUUGGUUCAUUCUGUGACAUUUGGGUAGCUUUUGACAUCAUGUGCUCCACAGCUUCCAUCCUGAACCUCUGCAUUAUCAGCGUGGACCGAUACUGGGCCAUUUCCAGCCCUUUUCGCUAUGAGAGAAAAAUGACUCCCAGGGUGGCCUUUGUGAUGAUUAGUGUGGCUUGGACAUUGUCUGUGCUCAUCUCCUUCAUCCCAGUGCAGCUGAAAUGGCACAAGGCUCAGCCAAUGAGCUUCCCCGAGGUCAACACUUCACACGGCACCCUGCUGAUGGAUAACUGUGACUCUAGCCUCAACAGAACAUAUGCCAUUUCCUCCUCUCUCAUCAGCUUCUACAUUCCCGUUGCCAUCAUGAUUGUGACAUACACUCAGAUUUACAGAAUCGCCCGCAAACAGAUCAGAAGGAUCUCAGCUCUGGAAAGAGCCGCAGAGAGUGCGAAGAUUCGCCAUGACAGCAUGGGCAGCAGCUCCAACAUGGAUUCUGAGAGCUCCUUCAAACUGUCAUUCAAAAGGGAAACGAAAGUUCUAAAAACUCUGUCUGUUAUAAUGGGGGUAUUUGUUUGCUGCUGGUUGCCCUUUUUUAUCCUGAACUGCAUGGUGCCAUUUUGUAAGCACAGUCUGGCCAAUGGUGACACCCAUCUCACCUGCAUCAGUCCAAAAACAUUUGAUAUUUUUGUCUGGUUUGGAUGGGCAAAUUCUUCUCUUAACCCAAUCAUAUAUGCAUUUAAUGCAGACUUUCGCAGAGCUUUUGCUAUCCUACUGGGGUGCCAAAGACUCUGCCCAGGAAGCAAUAGCAUUGAGACACUUAGCCUAAACAAAAACUGAAGAACAUUGUACUUCUCUACGUUAGAUCAAACCUAAGCCUUAGGGAACUCUCAAUGUGUGGACAGAUUGGCUACAGUACGUGAGCCUGUGUCACACCAAUCCUUUGCAAAGGAAGGCUGGUAGAAAUCAUGAGGAAAAAGAUUUGGAAUUAAGGUCUCUGGGAAGAAAGCCCUCUUGCUGUGCUGGAGAGCAAGGACAGCGGCUCUGAUGUUCCUAAAGCAAGGCUAAUCUCAAUAAAAGCUAUACUUCCCCAAAGAAUGAGGCAGUGGUGACAUGCAUGUUCCCAGUGGCCUGCAGGCUUUCAGUUAUUGAAGCCACAAGUGACUUGCAUUAAUUAGGCAAGCAAUUAUUUUAUGUCCUUAGAAAAGAAAUGUGAAGCAAAGAAUGAUUAUUUAAUAUACAGAUGUUUGAAGAAACUGUAAAAUAAUGAUGUAUGUGAAGCUGAUCUUCUGGGCAAAACUGCAAUUCAAUGGAACAAAUGUUGUCUGUUAUUACUGUAAAUGACAGAGUGGAGAAUGUGUUUUUAGAGGAAUAUUCUGGGUUUAAUACAAGUUAAGCUCAAUUGACAGCAUUUGUGUCAUAAUGUUGAUUAUCAGAAAAAAUCAUUCAGAUAAAAAAAAAAAUUAAAAAAAAGCAAUUACAAUAGAAGUAAAUGGGUCAAUUUUCUGGAGGGUUUAAAGGCAGAAAUGUGAAGCUUAUCAUUUUAUUAAAGCACAUACAUUAAAUAUUCUGUUAAAACUGUAUUGUUUGAGCUGUAAAGUUGUUUAAAUCUACAUUUAGGGUUUACGGCGUUACGUUGUUGUAAAAUUGAAUAUAACUUUACACAGAAAAGGUUAGUAAGCGAUUUAAUCACACUAAAAUCAUGUUAACAUGCAUAUUUGUUUCGUCUUGUGGCUAUAACUUUGUAACAGUGAGUAUUUUACCGUUUACAGAUUGGCCCCAUUCACUUCCAUUGUAAGUGCCUCACUGGAACACAGAUUUGUGCUUUUUUUAAAGGAGGGACAAGUCGAAAUUACUUAAUCAACAUUAUGCCACAAAUGCUGUCGAUUGAUGUCAACUUGUACUGAACCCUGAAUAUUCCUUUAAUGUAUUCUAAUUCCAUCAAUAUUUUAAAUAUUACUGAAUUAUGGACAAUUUCAGCCAUUUUCAGUCAAAUUCAGUGUAAUCAGAAUCUAGUACACCACUGUUUAAAAAACAUCUAUCCUCAUCCUCUCCACUCACAUUACAUUUCCUUUACAUCUUGCCUUAUUCAUGAGACUUUGCUAUUUAUUAAUUUUUUUUCCAAAACAGGAGGGCAGAUGGUCAGUCAUGAGAUGGCCAUCCCAUUAUUGGCAUAGUGAACAUGCAUAUUGUUUUCUGGUACUUAUUCUCUUCAGAGCCUCUGAUCCAUUAUUAAACUGUGAAAGCUAAACACUAAGACUAAGAGAACAGAUGGUCAUAGAAUAAAAAUGCAGAUGUGGCAGUGAGCAAUGAAGUCUCAGUUACAGUUAACGAGUAAUAGUUCUGUUGUUGUUGAGAUUGUAAUUAUGUUCUAAAUCAGUCUGGGAUCCUCAGCGGCAGUACAAAUAACACUGGAUUGAUACUGUGUUAGUGGAUGUGAUGCAAUGUGGUAAUGUGGAAAAUUAUACAUUGCACACAAGAGCAACAUGGAUGAGAACCGCAGAAAGUCUGCAGCAAAUUGAAUGUAAUUAAUUAUGAUGAGUCUGUAAAGUCUAAUUAUGUUAUGAUCAGUUUAUGGUAUUUCUUUGGCAGAGAUUUGUCAUGAUUUCACAACACUACUUGGUGCAGUUGCUUGUAUUUACACCGUACAUACUGUUGUGGUGUUUAGAAAGACUAAAUAUGUGGUUUACCAAUUCAGUGUUGAAGUAGAAUUCAUAAUCAUAUCAUAAUCAUAUUUAAAGCUGAAGUGUGUAAUUUUUUCAAGGUUAAAAUGCUAUACCAGCUUAAUAUGCAGAGAGCACUAUAAACAAGUAAUUUGCCCAAAAAGCAUAAACACUGGCUCUGUGGUUCAACUUUGGUUCAAACAAUGGUGCAAGUUUGGGGCGGGAGUAUCUGUUUGACCAACAAAUGGCAGAUGGGACGAGUGUUCAGAAAACCUGUUAGAAAACUGUCAUUAUUUUUGCAAUUCCAUUUGGUGAUUCAAGUGGCACAAAAAUUACACAUUCUCCUUUAACUAAAAAUGUACAUCUUAUGAGAAAGUGAGUAUGUGCAAACAUCAGGAUUCAAAGUGUUAAAGUUCAUUCU
This is a messenger RNA of Myxocyprinus asiaticus (Chinese sucker), 4120 nucleotides long. Its product is annotated as D(1) dopamine receptor. Gene Ontology annotation, molecular function: G protein-coupled receptor activity. The transcript has 2 exons. Lineage: Eukaryota; Metazoa; Chordata; Actinopteri; Cypriniformes; Catostomidae. Gene Ontology annotation, biological process: adenylate cyclase-activating adrenergic receptor signaling pathway. The record is from RefSeq and is a predicted model, not a curated record. Gene Ontology annotation, cellular component: membrane. The coding region runs from base 773 to 1876 and encodes 367 amino acids.